AGCCGAGAUCGUCUGCCCGGUCAGUCAGUGCGGUGAUACGCGGUGAGACGGUUGACACAGUUACUUCAAUUGACACUUAUCGGAAACUUAAACCAUCGCGUUUUUACACUGUCUCAUUUUGAUUUCUUUGUUGUUGAGUAAAAGUGAUUUUUAAAUAAAAUGCCGCAGCAGACUCCUGAUUUUGGCCACGACGUGACCUCCAUCAGGGAAUGGCUGACCAAGGAGCCCCAUCUGCCCCAAGAUUUCAGUGACCUGAUGAUUAGAAAAUUCCUGCACAGCUGCUACGGCAGCCUGGAGCGGACCAAGAAAUGCAUCGACCGCUUCUGCACCACACGGGGAGUCAUGAGCGAGAUCUAUACCGACAGGGACCCCUGCUCCAACAAGCUGAAGUCCGCCUUCGAUAUCACGACCGUGGCAACAUUCAUGGCGGGCGACCAGGAGAUCCUCAUCCACCAGUUGGACGACCCGACGCUGGAGCGGUUCGUGUUUUACGACCUCAUCAAGGCGUUCUCACUGCAGGCCGACUUCUGGAUCAAUGACCUGGAGAACUAUCCCGAGGGACACAUCAUCAUCAUGGACAUUAAGGACUAUAGUCUGAGAAUGCUGCCCAAAUGUAAUAUAAUGUUCUUUAGGGAUUUUCUACUUUUUUUACUGGAAGCCAUGCCAGUCCGAGUGAAGUCCGUGAACGUGAUCAACUACCCGUCGUACUACGAAAAACUGUUCGCGCUAGUCAAGCCCGUACUGCCGGCAUACAUCAUUGAUGUUAUCAAGUUCCACCCAGACCAGAGCAGCUUGCACAAGAGCAUCAGCAAGCAAUACCUGCCGUCGGAGUACGGCGGCGAGGCGGGCAGCAUGCGGGCGCAGCACUGCGAUUUCGUCAAGAAUAUACAAGACAAAAGAGAUUAUUACAAGAAUGACAACCUCUGGAAGGCUGACCUGAAGAAGAAACCGAAAGGAAUUGAGAGCGCCAUGACUGGAUCAUUCAAGACACUGUCUAUUGACUAGGCUUCAGACGUUUCUCAGCUACAUAUAGAUACAUAAGAUUCCCAUGAUUAUGAAAUACCAUCAUAAUGUCCAAAGGCCAACUGCAGUGAAAAGUUAAACGAGUCGCUUAACUUCAUACUCGGAUAAAUCCAAUCUAUCCGCAUAGGAAAUUACCUUACUUUUUCUUAACACCAAAAUCCUAAAAUCUCACAGAUUUGUCCUAGUUUGAAGUUAAGUGACUCAAAUUACCUACAUAAAACGGACAAAAAGCAGUGUUAGCCGAAAUGUUAAUGCAAAAGUCCAUUACAAAUUGAACCGCAAACUGUAACCGUACGUUACGGUUUGCGGUUCAAUUUGUAAUGGUUAUUGCUCAAUUGCGAUUAACGUUCGGCCAACACUGACAAAAAUAUAUUGUAUAACGUCCCAAAAGUUAACAUUUUGAGAAAAUACCAAUGUCAAAGUACAAUUACUUACACUGUUUUGCGUCCUGGGAUUUAAAUUUAAAUGUUAUUGUUAUAUAGAGUGAUUUAUGAACUCUAGAUUUAGUUCACUUGUCCUUAAACUAUGACUGUUAAUGCGAUACGCGUUAGAAUAUGUAAGUAAUUUUUUUACUUAAAAUUUUUAAUUACAUUAGUCUGGUUUGUAAUCAUUAUUAGGAUGUAAUAAAAAAACAACUGGUACUUACUCGUAGUUGUGUUUCGGUGUUGUAGUACUUGUAAUUAUUACUUAUUUUGAGCUUCCUUGAAAAAAAGUUAGUUUUGUUGUUUUUGUGAGUUUCAUGGUCAGGCCUCUGGCCGUUAGGUACAUAGGCAUACUUGGUAUGUACUAUUAAGUUGACUGUAUCAAACCAAAAUUUAACAUAUUGUUUCACACCAGUGUUGUAAAUUCGGCUUUUUUUAGAUUUUGAUGAAUAAUCGACAAUCUGACUUUUGAAAAUAAGUAAUUUCAGGUAACUAGGUAGUUGGUAUAGAAGUUGCACAAUAAUUGUACACUGAAGGUAGUUCAAACCAAGGAGAAUUGAUUGUAACAGAGAGAUAAAGUGUGUUUAAUUUGUUAAAUAUCAAAAAGUGGCGCCAUCUUACCGGGCACAGACACAACCUAAAGGUUAUGGCGCCAUCGCUCGAAACGAUGCUGCUUUUGGCCUUUGAUCAUUAAAUGGCGCCACUUUUUGAUAUUUUUUUUAAACACAUCAGUAAAAGAAUAAGAAUCAUGUGUCGAAAGAUGGCAGUAAAUUGACUGUGGCUAUAAAGUUUUUUUUUUUGACAAUCCACCUCUAUUUCAAAUUCUCUUCGAUUUUACGCAUAUUACUCAAUCAAUGUAUCUUUGGCUCAAACACACAAAAAAUCAGUUUCAUUCAGCCAAGCCUUCAACCAGCCCCAGCUGACUAUCAUAACUUCUUACCGACCACCCGAUAUAUUAGUUAAACGGUAUUAGAUUAAUUAAAAAUAUUACCUAUGUAGGUACGUAGUUUCGAAUGCAUGAAACUGACGUAUAAAGAUGAGGUUGAGGUUUCUUCAACUGGUUGUGAAUUUAUUUUUAAUUUAGUUUAAGGAAAUAUCAGCAGUAAACCAUGUGCCUGAAUAUAUCAUCUGAAUCAUUAAGAUGCCUCGUUAAUUCAUAGUGAAGUAUCUCUUUAUUUUAUUUUGCAGUAGUUCGUACAAACGGAGUUACGUUCUCAUUUAAAAACUACGUGUUGGAUUGUAAUGAAACUUUGCACAUACAAUGACAUAAGGUAUAUCUAUGCCUGUUAUUCAUUUAUAUAGCUUCAGCUUAUAAAACAAACGAAAUAGAGCAUAAACAAGUUCAGUAAAAAACUAGACCUAUCUUGGAUCUACUGGUUGGAUCUAUCGAGAAUGAAGGAAAACUUCGCUGUAUUUUUUUUAACUAUGGUAUCUGAAACUACAUAAACUAAUUACAGGCAUUGAUAUACCUUAUCUUGUUGUAAGUACAAAGUUUCAGAGCUAUCUAGAUAGCUAGUCGUUUUAAAAUGAGAGUAGCGUAACUAAGUUUGUAUGGAGAACCGAGCAAACUUCUUAAUACUAUAUGAUUCCUACUUAUAUAUGGGCCAACAAGAACAUUGAUUGAUUGAUUGAUUUGAAACAGCAGCCAAAUAACACUAGACCCUACUCAUAGUGUUGUGUUCUUGCCGCUGAGUAAGGUUGCCAGAGCUCAACGAGGGGGGGGGGGGGGGUAAGGGUCGGCAACGCGCAUGUAACUCCUCUGGAGUUGCAGGCGUACAUGGGCUACGGAGACUUGUUUGCCACCGAGAUAGAAUAAAAAAAAAUGAUUAUGGGAAAACGUCAUUGUUACCAUAAUUUAGAUCUAGCAAUUCAAUUUUCUGUUUCAGAAAAAAAAAUUGCAGCGCUUAGCAAACAAAGGUCAAUUAUCUGUAUUGCAAAUUACUAGAUACUUAGAUUAACUACCGUAGUUACUUAGUUGUUUCAACUGUUGUGAAGGAUAGAAUAAAGAUACGUGCGCUUUCCUAUGUCUAUAUUCUAUCCUGUGCUUUUUCACUACGAUAUUUCAUGGGACUAUUGAAAUUAUAAAAGAUGCCCCGAAUAUUAGUCUUGGCCGAAUACUGAAUAUCGGCCGAGGCGCCAAAUAUCCGGCGCUUGACUUGCGAAUAUUUUAAGUCAUAAUAUAAUUAUUAUGAAAACUGCUCGCCAACAAAGCCCAACGUUUGCUAUUGAUAUUAAUGUAGUUAGAGUCAAUCAAAUCAGACCCAUUUUAAAAAUAAAAUAUUUUGUAAUAAAAGAGGGUCUUCGUAUUUAAUUAAUUUCCAAGAAUUCAUCCUAAAUAUUAAAUGUACCUAGUUUUUGGUUAGGUAUUUUUACUUUAUAAUUUUUCUUUUUAGGUAGGUGCAACAGAUAUUCGGAAUUCGGCCGAAUAGUAGGCAACGUUCGGCUAAAUCCCGAAUUUCGGCAAAGUGGCCGAAUAGGUCGAAUGCCGAAUAGUUGCCGAAUAUUCAUGGCAUCUCUAAAUAAAAUGGUCAAUCCGAUGGGAUCAUUGGUCAAAUCAUCCUCCUUCUCAAAAUCGUCCUCAUGAAAUAAAACUAUGUCGACGGAUAAUAUCGUGCUUACUAAAUUUAAAAUACAUCCCGAUGUUUCGAAACCUGCAGUGUUCGUGUCAAUAAGAGACUGAGGAAAAAAUACAUAUUAAAUUCAUUAUACUUAAUAUAAUCCGUUUACUUAGUAUUAUUGGUGAAACCUAUUAAAAAGCAAAGCUAUUUUAUUCUUUGUUGCUCUAACAUCCACUGUUAAAAAUAAACAUAACAGUAUUUUCGUAAAUAGGAGGUCAGCCACACCGAACGAAUGGCCAAACGAGUUUUUUGGCCUCAAUCAGGUGACCUGGCGCCGUCGCGACUUAUCAAUUCUAGCCUCAGACUGUGUCCAUUAUAUUAUACAUUUUAUAAAUAAAAUAAGACUUCAAAUGUCAUUCUCCAGAUUUGUGCCUGCGUCUAAACUCCGUCAAACCAUACUAAAUGUAUGAAAAGUUUGACUGAGUUGAGUCUGACAGCAGUCAUAUAAUUUGAGAAUGACCAACCGAGUAUCAUGGCUGCUUGAGAGGAAACCUGACAGAUUUGAACCACGCAUUGUUGGGGUCAAAAGGGAAAUUUUUUAACAUCGAUCGACAAGAUCUUUUUAAUUUUUAAACUUUAUAAAAUCAAUAAGGCAUUUUCCGCUGAGUCAUGAUAAAAACAUGUAAAAUAAUGCAUAAUCUCUGGAAAAUAUCUAACUUCAAAAGACAUUAUUAUUUCGUAGUUAUGAUCUUAUCAUAAAUGUAGGAUAGAUGGAAUAAACGAUUAAAAUCCUUCGGGUGCGAACGAGUAUAGUCACAUCUGAAAAUAUCGCUACAUAGUCUCAAAAUAUGUAUACACGACCUUAUCGACCAUAUUAAGGUGUAUACAUAUUUUUGGCACUAUAUCGUCCUUAUCAAUAUUUUCAGACGUGACCGUACCUACCAAUAAUCAACUAAAAAUAAAGGAGGAUCUAUUUUUUAAGCAUCUUUCACCAAAUAGACGGAUCCAAUGGUAAUAAAUGUGUGUAUAUGCAGUGUAGACUUUUACACCUUCUUAAUAAAAAGACACCAUAAAUUCACAA
Cydia pomonella (codling moth) is the source of this 5084-nucleotide messenger RNA. RefSeq names its product alpha-tocopherol transfer protein-like. The record is from RefSeq and is a predicted model, not a curated record. NCBI's taxonomy places the organism in Eukaryota, Metazoa, Arthropoda, Insecta, Lepidoptera, Tortricidae. Gene Ontology annotation, cellular component: membrane. Gene Ontology annotation, molecular function: phosphatidylinositol bisphosphate binding. The transcript is spliced from 7 exons. The coding region runs from base 160 to 1005 and encodes 281 amino acids.